Messenger RNA from Tupaia belangeri chinensis (Chinese tree shrew), 3705 nucleotides. It is a transcript of the gene SPEM3, whose product is annotated as SPEM family member 3. Gene Ontology annotation, cellular component: cytoplasm. Lineage: Eukaryota; Metazoa; Chordata; Mammalia; Scandentia; Tupaiidae. Gene Ontology annotation, biological process: flagellated sperm motility; sperm individualization. The record is from RefSeq and is a predicted model, not a curated record.
UGUGGGGGCCAGGGGGCCCAGGUAGUCCUGGGACCCCAGGCCAUGGGUGAGCAAGCCCACCAUGAAGUCCACGUGUGCUCUGGCACCAACCCCAGGAAGUGUCAGGACAUUGGAGACUCAAUUCUUCUGAUUCUGGGAAGCUUCAUCUUGCUCAACGUGGGGAUCAAUGUGGUGACUCUGCUCUGGAGGCAUCUGAAGAGCUCCUUGCGGAUUCUUUUCCAUCAUUUUUUCCCAAAAGACAAGCAGCCCGGAGGUAUAGGCAGCCACGCCCUGUGCAUGCGCUGCUCUGCGGACCCCAAGAACCUGUGCUCCAGAGCCUCUCCUCGCUUCCAUUAUUGCCCGAGCUUCCUGCUCAGGCACACCAACCACCUGGACUCCUGGAUACCAGACACGAACGAUGAGAAGGCUUCUGGGUGCUGCUGGAUGCCACCUCAGUGUGGACAUGCUGGGGCUCCCACGGAGGCCCCGUGUGGGCUGUGGAAGGAGGGGAUGAUGGGAACUGGGGAGGCCGCUCGGGUCACAACCUUAAAGGCUAAAGCCUCCUUGCUCUCCAGGCCAGCGGCACCUUCUCAGUUCCAGAAGAUGAGCAAAUUGGACAUGGUUCCUCUCCGCUUGCCCCAUGAGAACAAGACUAAGACCCCAGCCCAGGCACAGACCCACACCGAAGCUCACACCCCUGAGCACCCUCCUGUCCACACCGAGACCCAGUCCCCAGCCCACUCCCCUGAGUGCGCCCACUCUCAGACUAAGGGCCUUAAGCACGCGUCAGCCCAGGCACCAGCCCAUGCCAAAGCCCAGACCCCAGCUCCUAACCCCACCCACACCCCUACCCCUACCCCAGCCCACAUGUCAGCCCAUCUCUCAGUCCAGACCCUGCCCCACACCCCAGCCCCUACCUUGGCCUCUACUCCCCAUGCCACAACCCACACAUCAGCCCACACAGCAGCCCAGGUCCCAACCCGGUCCCCAUCUCAGGACUCUGAACAUGCCUCAGCCUACUCCCUGAUGCUGGGCCCUGAGCACACAUCAGCCCAUGGCCCAGCAUAUACCCCAGUCCAGUCUCAUCUAAUCCACACCCACUCCCCCACCCCCGCCCCAACCCCUGCUCCUGUCCUAGCCCCUACACCAGUCCCUGUCCAAAUUUCUUCCCCAGCCUCUGCCCCAGCACUGGUCAUGGCCCUGACUACCACUCCGGUCCCUGCUCCCGUCCCUAUCACCACCACAGACCCUAUCCUAACUCCCAUUUCCCCUUCCCUGGCCACCCUCAGCCACAGCUCCACUGCAGGCCAUGUGGUCUAUGAUGCCCGCAGGGUAAAGCAGAAUAUCUUCCAUAUGUGCUCCCCCCAGAGCUCUGGGUAUUCCAGAAAGGGCUUGGAUACCCUCUCCAAGCCCCAGGAGGGGCAGGGCCUCAUGAGCUCUGGUUCACCUGAGCAAACAUCAAAGCAACACAGUGGGGACAGUGCCAAGGCUCCUGCAGGAUCCAUACUGGGCUACCUGGAGCUGGGGAAUAUGGAAUGGAAGAUCUCAGAUAAUGCCAAAGACAAGCUUUCCCAGCCCAAGACCUUCCCUUACUGCAGAUUCCAUCCUAGCAGUUCUGAGAACACGGACUCACAGGCUCCAGUCUACCCCAAGUUCCUGGUCUAUUCCCAGGAUGCUACGCCUUCUAAGCCUUGCUUUCACUCUCCAAGCACUGUGCAGAGCACCUUGAGUACACUUACUCCACCAUGCACUCUUUCUCUGCCCCUUGUUUCUCCCAGAUCCUUUGUCCUUCCUCAACCCACCAACCCUCGGAAGCCCUCGAUCUUAAUACAAACCCCCACCUUUCUUCCAGCCCCCAAGUCUCCUCAGUCUAUUUCCUCUUCCCAAUUCCCCAUCCCUCCCCAGUUUGCUACCAUUUCCCAAACCCUGGUCCAACCUCAACACCCUGAACUUCAUAAUAGUCUAGGCCUUAUCCAAGACCCUGGCUUCCAAAAGCCCUCGUGUCCUUCAAAAGACUCCAGAAUGCCCAGGAACCCAGAUCUUACCCUAAAUCCAGGCCCCCACAGGAGCUCAGAACUUACCCAAGAUCUAGGUCUCCACAGGUACCCAAGUCUUGCUCAAGAUCCAGGCCUACGCAUGUUCCCAGGCCUCACCCAAGACCGUUAUCUCUGCAAGAAUAUAAGCCCUUCCCAAGAUUCUGGUCUUCACAAGAACUCAAGCAUUGCCCAAGAGACUGGUUCCAAAAAGAUCCUGAAUCCUACUCAAGGUGCUAGUGUCUUCAGGAGUCCGUGUCUAAUACAACCCUUGGUCCUUCACAAGAACACACCAUUUACCCAAACACCUGACCUUCAGAAGGGUUCAGACUUUAUGCAAGACUCUGGAGCCUGUAGGAAUCUUGAACUAAACCAAGGGACUGUAGUCUACAAAAGUCAAGAUAUUUCUCAAGCAACUGACCUCCAAAAGAGCCCAGGUCCUUCUCCAGAUUCCAAAGAUAACAAGAGUACAGACAAUGUCCAAGAUUCAGCAGCCCAUAGGCACCCCGGCCUUCCCCAAGAUUCUGGACCACAGAAGAGACCAUACUUUGCCCAAGACUCAGAGGUCAGCAAGUGCUCAGAACUUACCCAGCAAUCUGAUCUCUCCAAGAACCCAGGACUUGGCCUCCAUAAGGGCUCAGGCCUCACGCAAGACUCAGGAGACUACAAGAAUCCAAGCCUUAUCCAAGAUGCUGGAGUCUGUAGGGUUCCAGGCUGUUCUCAAGAUUCUGACCACCACAAGAGUCCAGGCCUCACCCAAGACACCAAAGUUGAAAAGAAAUUUAAACCCACCCAAGACACUGGAAUUUACAGGACCCCAAAACAUAGUCAAGACUCUAACCUCCACAAGUGCUCAAGAAAUAACCAAGAUCCUGGCCCCUGUAAGGACUCAGCCCUUGCCCAAGACUCUAGCCACCCUAAGACUCCAGGUCUCUCCCGGGACUCUGGCCUCCACAGGGAUCCAUGCCUUAUCUCAGAUCCUGGCCUCCACAAGAACCCAAGCUUUGUUCCAGGUACUGAAUCUGUCCAAGUCUUGGGCCCACUCCAGAUCCCAAAGUCAACACUGUCUCCAAGGAAGAUAAUUGUAUCCGAGAAGCCUCAGAAGGACGAUGCAGAACAGCAUGUAACUUGGACUUCAAGCCCACUCAACCAGAAUUCCAGCCCUUCUAAGAUCCGAAUGAUCUCCAAUAACCUGCAGACCUUCUCAGAGGUACCCGUACUCAUUGAACUGCAGCCACCCUCCCGGCGGGCAGGCAGCCGAGACUGGGUGUACCACCCUGUAGAAACGGUUUCUCCAGACUGCCAGAACUAUCGCCAGAUGUCCAUGCCUCCCAAAAUGAACUGGAAGUGCCACUGCCCUGGACCAGGCACCCGGGUAGGGCAUGUGGUCUCUGAUGCCCGCCAGAGACAGACAGUAGUGGGCAGGGACAAGUGUGAAGCCCUGUUUCCCAGACGCCUUCGCCAAGAGGCACCCAGCAACUCAGGGAGACCAUCAAGGAGUGGGGGUAUCAGAAUGUGAUGAGGACCUUGGAAAAAGAGGGGACAAAGUUGCAUGAGGAAUAAAAAAGUGACAGAAGUGUUCUGUGGCUGUUGGAGGCCGUGCACCCUAGCCCUGUCCCUGAUGCUGGGCACUCGCAGAGCCUGAUGACGGCUGGGACUAACAUGUCCCUGCUCCUGCUCCAAAGCUGCAUAG